AUGGUGCAUCUGGACAAUAUUGUCGGCGAUGAGUUAGUAGUUCCGGAAGAGGUCAACAUAGAUGCUAAGCCUAAAGAGCUGAUUAACGAUGUUAAAACAAAUGUCGUUGCGGUGGAUGUUCGACCACAAUUAACAAAUGAUAUGAAUUUCACUUGUGGUGAACAUUUGCUAGAUUGGGUCCAAAAUGAAGCUAGUAAAGUUGGAUUUGGCAUUGUGAUAUUAAGGUUGGACAAUGGCACUAGUAGAAGGCAAGCUUUCAUUGUGUUGAAUUACGAGAAGGGUGGAAAGAUUGACGGUUUGUGGCGUUUUAGCGUCAUUUGUGGACUUCAUAUUCAUGCAUUGAAAACUAAGCUACACAGGCAUCCAAUUUUGUGUCGACUAUCCCGCCAAGAGAAGGGUGGUAUUUCAGAAUUAUCGAUGAUCAAAGUUGUACCGAGAAAUACUUGCCGAUUUGAAGCGGAAAAUACCAGAUAG
Messenger RNA from Vicia villosa (hairy vetch), 474 nucleotides. RefSeq lists its product as uncharacterized. The coding region runs from base 1 to 474 and encodes 157 amino acids. The record is from RefSeq and is a predicted model, not a curated record. Lineage: Eukaryota; Viridiplantae; Streptophyta; Magnoliopsida; Fabales; Fabaceae. The transcript is spliced from 2 exons.